GAUUUAGUUUUAAAGAAUUUGGAGAUUUUUAAGAAUUUAUUUGUGGAUUCUUCGCAGUCGACAUAUUUAUUUUGUUUACGUUAUAUCACGCUUGUGUAUGUGUCAGUGUAGAAGUGCAUCCAAGUUUUUUUGUAUGGAUCUUGGUAUAGUUGUUGCUUUGCUGUAAUACCUUGCAUUUAACUGACUGACUGACUCGCUGGCUGACGAACGGGUUGUUGAUGACAACGUCAUAAUACAGUGCCGCAUUACGUCUCGAUUUUCUUUUUAACUUUCAUUUCUCUUUUGUUUUGAUUUUUCGAGAAAUCAACAACAAAAACCCCAACCAACAAUAAAAAUAACAAAACUCGUAUAGAAAACAGAAGAAAAAAAAAUCAUAACAAACAACCACAGUGGCUAGCAACAACAACACGCUCACUCACUCACAACAACAAAAACGACAAGUAAAACAAGCCAACAAAGUCGUGUGAGCUCUGAGCGAGCCAGCGGCCGGACAGACAUUCAGGCAGUCAAGCCCAAAACGAAACAAAUAAUCAAGCAGCCAGCACAGCAAGCAAGAAACUAAACUGAACUGAACUGAACCGUCCGCUCACACAUACACACACGAACACUCAACGCGAGCUAGCUAGCUAGCUGACUUGCUGGCUGGCUGUCGGGCAGAAGCAGAAGCAUAAUCAAAUACACACAAAACAACAAAGUGUAUUUACGAAAAUCAGUCGUUGAUAGCCAACUCUCGUGUUCAGACGAUAAGCGCUUUUUUGGAGAAGAGAGCACCCCCACAAAUACACAGCGAACAGAACGGACCAACCCGACCGACCGAACGUACAACAAACAAAACACGCAGCAGAACGUAAUGCAAUCGAUUCCAUGUCGAUGAUACGUCGUUGCCGAAUUGUCGUAUCGUUCAACGUAUGCACUUCAAACGUCAUUUGAAGGCUCCUCAGCUGUAGCAGCAGCACCACCACCACAGCCAACAACAACAACAACAGCAUUGAAAGAGACCAAACAACCCCACGCACCAACAGCGCAGCGUAUUCCAACGUUCGUUCGAUCGUCAUCAGUGCUCGCUCUGUGAAGAAGAAACCCAACCCGCAUAAAUAAAUCCGAAAAACAAAAAUAACAACCGAAAAGAACAAAACGGAAAGCGGAAAACUAAAAAAACCUUCUGAAAUAUUUUGUGAAUUCAAAAUCACUAUUUGUACUAUUUAAAAGUGCUUUGUUACAAAAAUAAUAUUUUAUGUAAAUAAAAUUAUUAAAAAAACAACAAAAAAUACAGGACUGUGUCACACAGCAACUAGAAAAACAGAAAAUAAUAUUCAUUUGAAAACAACCGCAUUUUUAUUUUGAAUUUUGAGUGGAGCUCCAAUCCCUGGCCGGUUUGAAAAAAAAGACCGUUUAACCAAAAUAGCUCAGUGACAAGUGGAUUAUGCUUAGGUCCAACCACAAAGCCAAACGUCAUCAUCUGUUAACCCCUUGUGAACGGCAUGUAGUCAAGUUAAUAGCAGGUCUCCAUGCCCCAGUCAGUGAAAAAGGCCCAUACAACAGUUUCCAAAACAGACGAAAUGUUAUAGCCCCCAGUGUAAACGGGAAUCAGAAAUUUAGUCAACGCAUUUCAAAUUUUCAAUUUCAAUAUUAUCAAACAAAUAUUCCCGGAAAAUCGUCACUAUUUCCAAUUAAAAAACGCACGUUUCAUAGUCACACGACGACGACAACGACGACGGAGAUCGCCAGAAAAACAAAUCGUGCAGACAAUCACAACAAAUCUAAGCGUAAAGCGGCAAUGAUCAUUGCAACUUAACAGCGGAGAGGUACAGGAGAAGAGAGGAAAAAGGAAAACACAAAAGAAGUCAAAAGAAAAACUAUUCAAAAAAAUUAAGAAAAAAAGAAAAACAAAAAUCUAUAAAACAUAUUUCCAAAAACAACAAAAAAUACAUAAAUUUUAUUAAAGGUGUGCUGAUAAGAUAUUGAGUGCGAGAGAGAGAGAGAGAGAAUAAACGAGAUAGAAAGUGAAUUAAUAAAAUCUAAUAAUAAUAAAUAAUAAGAGUGUCAACAGAAGCUUGAUAAUCAAUCAAAAAACAAGAAACAACAACAAUAACCACAAAAUUAUAAUAACCGGUUCCAACAAGAGUGACAAGGAAAAUUAGUUCAAAAUUUCUCAAAUUUUAAAUGGUCCAAAAUAUUUUGUUAAAAAUUUUCUAAAUUCAAUAAAAUAUCAAUAAAAAAAAAACUUUUGUUUACAUACCAAGUCAAAUUGAGUCUGUUAAUAACAGCUGUUAAAUUAACAUAACCUCAAAACAUAACAUAGUGCUGUAAAAUUAACAAAAUAUCCCAAAAAAAGAGAUAAAAUAAAGUUUUGGAAAAUAAUAGAUACACAAAAAAGUAAAAAUAAAAAAAAAAUUAAAAUAUUCUAGAUAAAAAAUCGAUUUUUUUUAAUAAUAAAACAUAAAUUGUUAAAAAAAUAAAACAAAAAAAUCAAAAAAGUGCAAUACAGUUUACAUCAAACAAAGAAAAAAAUUGUAAAAAAUGAAAGUACCACAAAAAGUGUUUAAUUCAAAUAAAAUUAAAUUGAAAAAACAAUUAUGAUAAAAGUUUUAUUAACUAAAUCCAGCGAGUAAUAUUUCUAGAAAUCUACAAAAUUCUAUUUGCCUUUUUUUCGAUACAUCAAAUUUCGUUCUUCCCUAAUAUUUGUUUUUUUUUGGCAAAACAAAAUCGUGUGCCACAAAAUUAAUUUUCUCAAAAAAUAAAAUUGAAAAACACACAAAAAGUCUUCCAUUUUAUUUGUUUCGUUUGAUUUCCUUCAAAUUUCCAAAACAAAUCUAAAAUCCAAAAUGUCUACCGGACGUCGUCUAGCCAAACGCUCAAUAAUUGGCACCAAAGUUUGUGCCCCCGGUCCUGAUGGCCUGUGGUAUUCCGGUGUUAUACAAGAUGUCAAAACACCGCCCACGGCCACCGUUACCAGUGCCAAUGCCAAACCGUCAACGCCGGAUAGUGCCAAUGAAACCAAAUAUAUUGUUCGUUUCGAUUUCAAAACCCAAGAUCAUGUGGUAGCCUCAACCUCGGCUGAGGCCCGCCGUCAUGCCGCCAGUGUUCACAUAAGUCCGGCUCAAACCUUACGACGCAAUGCCAUGAUAAAAGAAUUUCGUGAAACUGAUCUCAUCGGUCCCGGUUUUCGUUCGAUUUUGGGUGUCAAACUACAGCCGGGACAACGUGUAUUUCUAACCUAUAAUGGUCGAGAGACAUCGGGCGAUGUUAUUCUACAUGAUUCCAGCAAGGAUGAAGUUUUGGUGAAGAUAACAACAAUUGGUAGUGAGGAACCCAUUGAACUGAAAAAACGUUUGGAAGAGGUGCGUCUCCUUGAAUCGAGACGUUCAGCACGUUUAGCCGAUCAGGAUACAGAUUUUGCCCGUUUAGCCGACAUGGGUGGAGACAGACGCAAGCCAUCACACAGUAUUGAGGUGCCAUUUGCAGCCACGCCGCAACACAAUUCACGCAAACGUCCACCGUCGUGUGCAACGGAAUGCAAUGGUGGCGGCGAUCAAUACGACGAAGAGGAAAUGAAUGAAAAUAAUGCGGCCAUGAUUUUGGUUACACUGUCAUCUUGUCCAAAGUCACCCAAAAAUGGAGAUAAAUGGGGUUCCAGUCCAGGUAGUUCAUCGGCCUCAUGGAGUUCGGGAUCUUCAUCGCCGCCCCUAAGUGACGAUGGUCACAAUAUGGGCGUUAUCACAAAUGAUGCCUCGGCCAGUGCCCGAAUACGCACCACAUCAGUCUCAACGUCCGAUGAGGGUAUCGUUAUGGAUUUCAAAGAGGAUGCACCGCGCAAAAAGAGGGCCAAUAAGACAAAAUUUGUUUGUACCUGGAAACGCUGCACCAUUAUUGAGCAUACAAAAGCAAAGAUUGAACGUCACAUACGUAUGGUCCAUCUUGACAGCAAAAAAGCAAAACGCACAGCAAAUCAUGUAGAUAGCGAUAGUCACGACAGUGAUAGUCAUGAAGAGGAUUUCUACUACACAGAAGUCGAAGAUGAUGAUGAUGACUGCAAAACUCCUAGUCCAACAUCACCCCCAACACUUAGCCACCGUGACAUGGCUCGUCCGCCACAUGAAGAUCCCGAAUACCAAAGACAAUUAGUUGGGAAUUUUAAACAAGGACGUGUUGCUGCCCAACAGCAACACAUAAACGGCAGAAAUAUACAUCACGUGAAUGGCCAGACAGUUCAUAUUAGCAGUAGCCAACAACAGCAACUACACAAUAACAAUACCAGUUGUAUACCAACGUCACCGUUGGCCCAUCACAAUUACACAUGGCCACCGGCUACAGCCACAACAGUGAUGACAACAUCGCCCAUUACUCACACCUCAAAUAAUGCUGCCCCAAAUAAUUAUCACAAUCAUCAGCAACACCACCACCAACAACAACAACAGCAGCAGCAACAACAACAACAAUCAACGGCGUCACCACAACUCAUCAAACAUGCCCGGGCCUCACCACGUCCGUCCCAAACAGCAGCGCCAUAUCCAUCGCCAACAUAUGUCAAUCAACAUCACAACUACAGUAGUCCGGCGCCAGCCAGCCCGAAUAAUGUGACAAAUGCGUCCAUAGUUCACCACAAUAAUAGUGCCAACAGUGUGCUACAACAGUUGUCACAACAGAACGUCACUGUGACGACACAUCACAGCAACAGUCAUCAUCACCACCAGAACCAACAACAGCAGCAGCAACAACAGCAGAUGGCAACGGUUACAAUUACUCCAAAUUAUACACAAGUGCGAGGGGCAAGGGGUACCAAUGGCGGUCAAGAUACCCACCAAACACAUCAGCUGCAACAGCAGCACCAACAUCCUCAACACCAACAACACACCCUUGCCCAUCAGCAACCGCAGCAGCAUCAACAACAUCAUUUGCAACAUUCGCCAACAGCCACUGCCAGCAACAGAAUGGUUGCAUCGAAUAACCCUAAUUGUUCACCGUCGUCCACUGCCACCACGGCGACGGGCCAUGUACACCACCAACAACAUGUUGCUGUGCAACAUGCUAAUCGGCAAACGCCCAACUCACCGAAUCGCCGUACCAGAGGCGAGAAUAAGAAAUGUCGCAAAGUGUAUGGCAUGGAGCGUCGUGAUAUGUGGUGCACUCAGUGUAGGUGGAAGAAGGCCUGCAGCCGUUUUGGUGACUGAAAAAGGCCUAAAUCGUCGAAAAUGACAACGACGACGACAACAACCACCACCACCAACAGCACCACCACCACAACUACAAUGUCAUCAUUAUUACCAUCAACACCAACACCACCACCAACAACAAAUUUGACUGAGAAUACAUCGUCGAUGCCGACAAGCAUUAAUCAAACAACAGUAACAAUUGCAGCAACGCCACUGACAGCUUCAACAUCGCCAUUAGCACCACCAGCGCCACCGUUUCUUUCAAUAUCAUCAUCAACGCCAGCUGCCGCUUCCUCUUCAAGACAUUUGACAUCUUCGAUUAACACCACCAAUACCCACACAACAAUGACAAAAGCGAACGCCUCAGCAAAGACCCCAACAAAACGUCCAGCCCCCACAUCGCCCUCUCUCAAGCAUCUAGCAAGCAAACAAUCAAAGAAAAACAACAAUGUCACCAAUAAUGCGGCAACAAUUGUUCUUCACAACAACAGUGGCAGCAGCAACAACAAAUCUGCAUCGAAUACGACAAUAACCGAUGCUAAACUGUGCGGCGCCGUUGCAACAUCUGUUAUUGUUAAACCUAAGAACAGCAGUAAUAAUACCUUUAAAUCCAACAACAACAACAUCAUUGGUGAUAAUCAAAUGCAACAUCUAUUAUCGGCAAAUGCAACUCUGACUGUCAUAAGCCAGCCACAAUUCGGUGCAAUACAACAACAGCAGCAGCAGCAACAGCAGCCAUCAAAUCAACUCUUUUUGAAAUCAACAUCUCAUGUAAUGGCCGACGGCAACGAUACAAUAGUAACAACAACGCAACCGCAACAACAAAUUGUUUUAUUGCAGUGUUAAAUAACUUCCGGGGUUUCCCAAAAUAAGAAAACAUUUCCUCCAGCUGGCACAGAUAAAAGCCCUUUAAGGUCUAUGUUCACACCUUUAUUUCAUGUUACAGAAAUUGUGUUCUUUGCCAACUAUCCAGAUUAAUUUGGAAAUAGUAUUUACUUCGUGCCGGAUAAGCUUCAGUUUAGCCAGCCCAACAUGCCAUCAAUUUGUAACUGCCAGUAAAUUGUUGGCCGGAACAGCGAGCUAAAAAACGUAAAGAAAAAAGUAUGUGUUAGAUGUUAUUUAGCUUAAGAUUGAUUUGUUUAAUACAGUUUUUUUCACCAGAGAUUGAGAUCUCAUGAGCAAUUUGCUUAAGAAAAAAAAAAAAAAACGAAAUAUUGAACUGAUCAAAUUUAAUACUGAAUGGAAUGGUUCCUUUAUGAAUUCCAAUGAAUCGCCAACUAAUCUAAUUGGCCGUCAUCAAUAGCGAUGUAUAGUUCAUUUGUAUGUACUUAAAAAAUUUAAGAAUUCUUUUCAAAUUCAAAUUUACCAUUGGAUUAGACGUUUCUCCGCCUUUAAAAUGUGAAGAAAGAUUGGUUGUUUGGGAAUAAUGAUGAAGCCAUUCUCUUACUCCGUGUAUGGGGAAAACAUAUUCAUGUGUCUGAAUAUGUCUGCGGUGAAAAAAGUACAAGUUGUUGGCCUAUAUUUUAUGAGAAUUAUUAACAAAGUAUUGUGGCUUCUAAAGGAAGCAUACACAUUUACCGUCACUAUUUCCGAAACGAGGUAAGGUUCUAAAAACAGGGUUUUUAUCGAAUCGUUUACUGUUGUUUGGUUGUUUCUUUAUUUUAUUGCAAUUAUUAUUGAAAUUCUGAAACAAAAACAGUUUUCUUCAAUAUUUUCUUUUGAAAGCGUUUUUCUUAUUAUUUAUUAUACAUAAAAGUUAAUUAUGGCUGAAUAAUGUAUGUUCAAGAUUGUACAUAUGUAACCCAGACAUAAAUACUUGUAUCUUUUUUGUCUUAUUUUAAUUAUAUCAAAAAUAUAUUUUAUAUACAACUUUUUUGUUUUUCUUUUUUGUUUUGUUUUUAUUUUUUAUUUUUAUUAGUUUAGUUUUAAUCAAAUGUUUAAUUUUGUUUACACCCAUACACACAUACAAUAUAUAAUUAAAUUAUUUUAUAUGAAUUUAUCUUAUAAGUUUUAGACAAUUUUUCAUUAGUUUCGUAAGAGUUCGAAAUACAAUUACAACAACAACAACAAACACAAUUAAUUAAUUAAAAUUUUACUUUUAUUACCACUAUUAUUAUUCUAAUUAUUAAUACAACAAUUAUUGUUUUAAAUUUAAAUGAAAUGAGCACUUGCAUAAGCAGACCCAAGAAAAAAGAUGAAAAUGAGAAAUGAAAAUAAAAAUAAAAAUACACACUAAGUAAAUGAAAAUAAUAAAUGAAAUAAAUCCAUAAACACAAUACCAAUAUUUAAAACAAACAAACAAAAUAAUCCUAGAUCAAUUUUACUAAAAUCAAAUAUGUCUACAUACACAUACAUACAUAAAUAAAUAUUUACAAAUACAAAUAUGUAGCGAUAAAUGAAUGAAAAACGCAAAACAUUUAAUUUAAAACCGUUUACAUUGUAAAUUUGCUAAGAGCGGGAAACAAACAGCAUGCAUAUAAAAUGUUAAGUAUUACAAAUAUCACAAUUACAUUAAAAAUGGAAAUUAAAACAAAUAAGAAUUGUUAAAUUCUAAUAUUUGAAUUGUAGCUAAAUAAAUCUUCAAAUAACUUUGAACAGUCUGUAUAAAGUAAAGUGACAAAAAGAAACAAAAAAAAAAAAAAAAAAAACAAAAACAAAAUCAAAA
Messenger RNA from Musca domestica (house fly), 7818 nucleotides. RefSeq names its product zinc finger protein 704 (gene Glut4EF). Gene Ontology annotation, molecular function: DNA-binding transcription factor activity; RNA polymerase II cis-regulatory region sequence-specific DNA binding. The record is from RefSeq and is a predicted model, not a curated record. Gene Ontology annotation, cellular component: nucleus. Lineage: Eukaryota; Metazoa; Arthropoda; Insecta; Diptera; Muscidae. Gene Ontology annotation, biological process: regulation of transcription by RNA polymerase II. Bases 2826 to 5171 code for a protein of 781 amino acids. The transcript is spliced from 7 exons.